Anopheles darlingi is the source of this 1961-nucleotide messenger RNA. Its product is annotated as glucose dehydrogenase [FAD, quinone]-like. The record is from RefSeq and is a predicted model, not a curated record. Bases 4 to 1716 code for a protein of 570 amino acids. The transcript has a single exon. Lineage: Eukaryota; Metazoa; Arthropoda; Insecta; Diptera; Culicidae. Gene Ontology annotation, molecular function: flavin adenine dinucleotide binding; ecdysone oxidase activity.
AAAAUGCUCGAUCGGGAUGUUGAUUGCACUGGACCCGUGUUGAAGCACGCAAGCACUCGAACACUAGGGUGUCAGACCUUGUCCCAUCCUCACACUCAUGUCCUCGCGAUCAUUCCCUCAAUCCAACAGAUUGCAUCGUUAGCUCACACGCUGCAGCACAGCUCGGUGGACUGGGAGUACCACGUGCAGCGCUCGAUCAAGGCUAGCCUGGGCAGUCGCAACGGUACCUAUUGGCCGCGGGGCCGCACUCUCGGAGGAUCGGGUGCCAUCAAUGCGAUGGCAUACAUACGCGGCAAUCGGCGCGAUUACGAUCGCUGGCAGACGCACCUGGGUAACGAUGGCUCAGAGUGGAGCUGGUCCAAGGUACUGGAGCACUUCCGCAAGUCGGAAAAUCUGAAUGUCCCGGAGCUGCUGGUCGAUGGUACACCCUACCACGGUACCGGAGGCUAUCUAAAUGUCGAGAACAUCGAUAACAGCGAUCCACUGUACGGUGUGAUCGAGCAGGCCUCGUCCGAGCUCGGUUAUCCGUGGUUGACCGAUUUUAAUCGCGAUCGGCACAUCGGUUAUGGUCGUGCCCAGUUUACGGUCAUCGGUGCGACACGAUGCAGCCCAGCGAAGGCCUUCCUGACGCCGGCUAAAACCCGUUCGAACCUGCACGUCAUCAAGCAUGCACUCGCCACCAGUAUCGUCAUUGACAAGCAGAAGAACGUUGCCCAGGGAGUCAACUUCAUAGUCGGUCCUCAUGAUCAACCCCUGACCGUGCGCGCUCGGAAGGAAGUGAUCAUGUCAGCGGGAGCAAUCAACACACCGCAACUCCUAAUGCUGUCCGGAAUCGGUCGGAAGGAUGAGCUACAACACUUUGACAUCUCGCUUCGGGCUGAUCUACCAGUCGGUCGUAACCUGCAAGAUCAUGUGGCCAUUUCGUUGUUCUAUAAGUUCAACGCACUCAACGGAACCAUCGUCGAGGAUGCGACGUUUGCACAGGUCGAUUCGUUGUACGAGUUUACGAUGCGCAAUCGUAGCCGGGCCGUACGCUUCAUGGGUGAUCUCGGUGUGAUGGCGUUCUACAAUACGGUCAACGCGACCGAUCCCCAUCCGGACGUGCAGGUGAUGAACAUCGGUGUACCGCGGGGCGGUGGUUACGGUGAGCUGCUUGCGUACAACUUCGAAUACAGCCAACCGAUCGUCGAUUCGAUCCGACAAGCAAACCGUGAGGCGAUCAUGUUGUACUCACACAUCAUUCUGCUGAAACCGAAAUCACGUGGCCGACUGCGGUUGGCCAGUGCCAAUCCCCGGGUACACCCACUGAUUGAUGCCAACUAUCUGGCGCAGGAGGAAGACUUGCGGACGUUGGUUCGUGCCGUACGAACCGAGCAGCGAUUGCUCAAGACGAAUGCAUUCCGGAUGGCAGGAGCGGAGCUAGUGCAGCUGAAUAUACCAGGCUGUGCGCACUUCCAGUAUGAUAGCGAUGAGUACUGGGAGUGCUACGUGCGGUAUAUGACCGUCACCACGUAUCAUCCGGUCGGUACGGCCAAGAUGGGCCAUGGCGAGGAUCCUGAGGCAGUGGUCGAUGCACGAUUGCGCGUCAAGGGUGUCAAGGGAUUGCGAGUAAUUGACGCGAGCAUUAUGCCGGAGAUUGUCAGCGGUAAUACAAACGCACCGACCAUAAUGAUCGCCGAGAUGGGAGCUGAUUUUAUCAAGCAAGAGUACGCUUAACGUAUGUGUGUGUGUGUGUAUGCGUACGAUCAUCCACUAACUUCACACACUAUCUCUCUACUACUAUAUUGGCAAAAGCCCGAAUUGGCAUAACACUGGCAGUGGCUGAAGUAAUCUUCCUUUACCGCCGACCGACGACAUCCUAUCCUAUGUUCCCAUACACUCCUUUGAUUCCAUAACAGUAGCGCCCUAAUCCCUCUGUUAACAAACCGUGGGCACAACGAGUAACCAACUAAACAACGUCG